Messenger RNA from Aspergillus fumigatus Af293, 1371 nucleotides. Lineage: Eukaryota; Fungi; Ascomycota; Eurotiomycetes; Eurotiales; Aspergillaceae. The record is from RefSeq and is a predicted model, not a curated record.
AUGCCGCUCGCCAUCUCUCGCAUGGGAAUGGCCCUCGGUAUCUGCGUCAUUCUCUGGUCUGGAAUGACCGCUGGGCUCGGCCUCUACCUUCAGGCUCGAUGCGCACAGUACCUCGAUCGAGGCAGCUCGUCUUUCUUCGCCCUAUCGCAGCUCACAUAUCCCAAUGCCGCCGUUGUUUUUGACGCUGCUAUCGCGAUCAAAUGUUUUGGAGUGGGGGUCAGUUACCUCAUCAUCAUUGGUGACCUGAUGCCAGAUGUGGUACAAGGCUUCGUUGGUACCACUCCGGCAUAUGACUUCUUGGUGGACCGGCAUUUCUGGGUUACUGCUUUCAUGCUAAUUGUCAUCCCUCUCUCUUAUCUCCGACGUCUGGACUCACUGAAGUAUACGAGUAUCGCCGCUCUGGUGUCAAUGGGUUACCUGGUCAUACUGGUUGUCUAUCAUUUUGUCAAGGGAGACACAAUGGACGAACGAGGCCCCGUUCGUCUGAUUCACUGGGCUGGUCCCGUCCCGGCGCUCAGUAGUCUUCCGGUCAUCGUCUUUGCAUUCACGUGUCAUCAGAAUCAUGCUGACAGGAAGCAGAUGUUCUCUAUCUUAAACGAAAUUAGCAACAACAGUCACUUCCGUGUGACAGGUGUUGUGCUAGCCAGUAUCGGAAGCUCCGCAGCGACCUACAUUCUCGUGGCUAUCACAGGCUAUCUCUCUUUCGGAGACAAUGUCGGGGGUAACAUUGUGAGCAUGUAUCCGCCAGGCGUUUGGGCGACCGUUGGACGUGCCGCUAUCGUCAUGCUUGUCAUGUUCUCAUAUCCGCUUCAAUGCCACCCGUGUCGAGCCUCUAUUGAUGCAGUGCUUCGCUGGAGACCUAAGCCUGCCGCUGGAAACGACAACUUGCCUCACCAUCACCCUCUGCUUGGGCCAAGGGGCCACCGGGCUCCCGAGCCCAUGAGCGAUCUGCGGUUCUCACUCAUUACGACGACCAUUCUUAUCCUAAGCUAUAUCGUGGCGAUGACCGUUUCCUCGCUCGAAGCGGUAUUGGCCUACGUUGGUAGCACCGGAAGUACCAGCAUCAGCUUCAUUCUUCCUGGUCUUUUCUACUACAAAAUCUCAUCUCCCGACUCACCAACCCAUCAGCGACUCAUGAAAGAAGAUGACGAAGCAGUUGACAACAUUCUUUCUGAUGACGACAACUCCGACGAAAAUGGUAUUGAGGGCGGCCAGAACCUUCCACUUACCGACAGCGCAAUUCUCCGACUUACCAACCGACACUGGCGCCGUGGCUUGCUGCGGAAGUUGAGCUUAGCGCUCGUGGUAUACGGCAUCCUUGUCAUGAUCGUGUGUUUGAUUGUGAAUACAUUCUUCAUAGCUUCACAAUGA